This is a messenger RNA of Coregonus clupeaformis (lake whitefish), 2430 nucleotides long. Its product is annotated as dynein heavy chain-like. NCBI's taxonomy places the organism in Eukaryota, Metazoa, Chordata, Actinopteri, Salmoniformes, Salmonidae. The record is from RefSeq and is a predicted model, not a curated record.
UCCAUCCACACUCUACUGUAUUCCAUCCUAACUCUACUGUAUUCCAUCCACACUCUACUGUAUUCCAUCCACACUCUACUGUAUUCCAUCCACACUCUACUGUAUUCCAUCCUAACUCUACUGUAUUCCAUCCACACUCUACUGUAUUCCAUCCACACUCUACUGUAUUCCAUCCACACUCUACUGUAUUCCAUCCACACUCUACUAUAUUCCAUCCACACUCUACUGUAUUUCAUCCACACUCUACUGUAUUCCAUCCACACUCUACUGUAUUCCAUCCUAACUCUACUCUAUUCCAUCCACACUCUACUAUAUUCCAUCCACACUCUACUGUAUUCCAUCCACACUCUACUGUAUUCCACCCACACUCUACUGUAUUACAUCCACACUCUACUGUAUUCCAUCCACACUCUACUGUAUUCCAUCCACACUCUACUGUAUUCCAUCCACACUCUACUGUAUUCCAUCCACACUCUACUAUAUUCCAUCCACACUCUACUGUAUUCCAUCCUAACUCUACUGUAUUCCAUCCACACUCUACUGUAUUCCAUCCACACUCUACUGUAUUCCAUCCACACUCUACUGUAUUCCAUCCACACUCUACUGUAUUCCAUCCACACUCUACUGUAUUCCACCCACACUCUACUGUAUUCCAUCCACACUCUACUGUAUUCCAUCCACACUCUACUGUAUUCCACCCACACUCUACUGUAUUCCAUCCACACUCUACUGUAUUCCACCCACACUCUACUGUAUUCCAUCCACACUCUACUGUAUUCCAUCCACACUCUACUGUAUUCCAUCCACACUCUACUGUAUUCCAUCCACACUCUACUGUAUUCCAUCCACACUCUACUGUAUUCCAUCCACACUCUACUGUAUUCCAUCCACACUCUACUAUCCACACUCUACUGUAUUCCAUCCACACUCUACUGUAUUCCAUCCACACUCUACUGUAUUCCAUCCACACUCUACUGUAUUCCAUCCACUCUACUGUAUUCCAUCCACACUCUACUGUAUUCCAUCCACACUCUACUGUAUUCCAUCCACACUCUACUGUAUUCCAUCCACACUCUACUGUAUUCCAUCCACAGUCUACUGUAUUCCAUCCACACUCUACUGUAUUCCAUCCACACUCUACUGUAUUCCAUCCACACUCUACUGUAUUACAUCCACACUCUACUGUAUUCCAUCCACACUCUACUGUAUUCCAUCCACACUCUACUGUAUUCCAUCCACACUCUACUGUAUUCCAUCCACACUCUACUGUAUUCCAUCCACACUCUACUGUAUUCCAUCCACACUCUACUGUAUUCCAUCCACACUCUACUGUAUUCCAUCCACACUCUACUGUAUUCCAUCCACACUCUACUGUAUUACAUCCACACUCUACUGUAUUCCAUCCACACUCUACUGUAUUCCAUCCACACUCUACUGUAUUCCAUCCACACUCUACUGUAUUCCAUCCACACUCUACUCUAUUCCAUCCACACUCUACUGUAUUCCAUCCACACUCUACUGUAUUCCAUCCACACUCUACUGUAUUCCAUCCACACUCUACUGUAUUCCAUCCACACUCUACUCUAUUCCAUCCACACUCUACUGUAUUCCAUCCACACUCUACUGUAUUCCAUCCACACUCUACUGUAUUCCAUCCACACUCUACUGUAUUCCAUCCACACUCUACUGUAUUCCAUCCUAACUCUACUGUAUUCCAUCCACACUCUACUGUAUUCCAUCCACACUCUACUGUAUUCCAUCCACACUCUACUGUAUUCCAUCCACACUCUACUGUAUUCCAUCCACACUCUACUGUAUUCCAUCCACACUCUACUGUAUUCCAUCCACACUCUACUGUAUUCCAUCCACACUCUACUGUAUUACAUCCACACUCUACUGUAUUCCAUCCACACUCUACUGUAUUCCAUCCACACUCUACUGUAUUCCACCCACACUCUACUGUAUUACAUCCACACUCUACUGUAUUCCAUCCACACUCUACUGUAUUCCAUCCACACUCUACUGUAUUCCAUCCACACUCUACUGUAUUCCAUCCACACUCUACUGUAUUCCAUCCUAACUCUACUGUAUUACAUCCACACUCUACUGUAUUCCAUCCACACUCUACUGUAUUCCAUCCACACUCUACUGUAUUCCAUCCACAGUCUACUGUAUUCCAUCCACACUCUACUGUAUUCCAUCCACAGUCUACUGUAUUCCAUCCACACUCUACUGUAUUCCAUCCACACUCUACUGUAUUCCAUCCACACUCUACUGUAUUCCAUCCACACUCUACUGUAUUCCAUCCACACUCUACUGUAUUCCAUCCACACUCUACUGUAUUCCAUCCACACUCUACUGUAUUCCAUCCACACUCUACUGUAUUCCAUCCACACUCUACUACUGCCAUACAACCUAUUCAUCCUCUAG